GUAAUCACAGAUUUGGAAUUAGAACGUUGCAUUAAUUCACGUAUUGGCGUGUCAGGCACUGGAAAAGGUAUUACAAGCGGUGAAGCGAAACGUUUAUCAUUUGCUACGGAAAUUUUAACAAAUCCAUCAUUGCUAUUUGCUGAUGAACCAACAACUGGCAUUGAUUCAUUUAUGGCAUAUCAUAUUGUUAAGGUUCUUGAACGAAUGGCAUCCGAAAAUGGUAAAACAAUUAUUUGUACAAUUCAUCAGCCAGCAUCUGAUACAUUUGAAAUGUUUGAUCGAGUAGUUUUCCUUGCUAAUGGAAAAAUCGCCUUUCUUGGUUCACCCUCGGAAGCUUUACGAUUUUAUGCUGAUGUUGGAUAUUCUAUUCCGGCCCACACUAAUCCGGCUGAUUUUUUCAUUCAGACAUUAGCUAUUGUUCCGGGCGAUGAAGAAAAAUGUAUUGAACGUGCCAAUCAAAUUAUUAAUGCGUUUAUGAAAUCUAAAUAUGAAGUAAGAAUGCGUGAAUAUUUGGAACUUGGCAACAAGCAUUUUCAAGCGCAACUCACCGAACGUGCCAAAGCAUCCAUUCCAAUUCUCAUUUAUGCCUUAUUUAUAAGAUCAUUCAAGCAAAACCUAAGAAAUCCAACAUUUUUAUGGGCAAAACUUGUUCAGAAAAUUGUAAUGGGCUUAUUUUUGGGUACAUUAUAUCUACGAACUGAAAUGAAUCAAGAUGGUGUUAUUAAUAUUAGAGGAGCUUUAUUCUAUUAUAUCUCCGAGUUAACAUAUUCAACCAUAUUCGGCAUUCAAACAUUCUUACCGGCUGACUUUCCGUUACUGGUGCGAGAAUAUCACGAUGGCAUAUAUCCUGUCAUAUGUUAUUACUUAUCAACGGUUUCUCCGUCAUAUCCAAUAGCUAUAUCGAUAACAGGGCCAUUAUUAACUCUCCUUUCGAUAACCGGUGGUCUUUAUAGCAAUGUAAGAACGAUUCAUGAAUCAGUACGAUGGGUUCAGUAUUUCAGUUGGUUUCGUUUUGGUUAUGAAUCAUUAAUAAUAAACGAAUUUUUUCACUAUGACAAUAUUAGCUGCUUAUUGUCAAAUGGACAGCCAGCAGCAAUUUGUGAAGAUAGCGGAAAAUCGGUAAUUAAUAAUUUGAAUUUUGAUAUAAAUAAUAUACAUAUAAAUAUGGGUGUUAUGCUAUUCUACGUUUUAUGUGUUUUUAUUAUCGGUUAUAUCGGUCUCGUGUUACGUGUACAGCUUGCUCGUUAA
Molecule: messenger RNA, 1248 nt
Organism: Acanthocheilonema viteae
Lineage: Eukaryota; Metazoa; Nematoda; Chromadorea; Rhabditida; Onchocercidae
Source: the annotation of a GenBank genome assembly